UACAAAUCACACAGGACGUCGCGCGCUCUCUGUUCUUCAACAGGAGAGGGAGGAGAUGCGCUUGACGGCUCAACUGCCACAUUACAACUCACAAUCAGCACCAAUGACCAAACCGAACAGUUCUGUCCCAUGGGCAGGGAGGGUCUUGUGAGUUUGUGUGGUCUUCAGCACUGAGCUCGAUGUCUUCUGAAUGUACGUGGUCGGUCCUUGUAAUGUUGUGCUUCAUCCUGGCUACAGGUGCACAUGGAGGAGCUGUGUGCACUGUGAGAUCAAGCAAAGGUGAAGAAGUCCUCUUAGGAUCCAGCUUCACCUUCUCCUGUAUCUUUAACAAGCAAUGCACCAAACUAAUUUUUCGGAAUGGGACGCAAAUUAAAUAUAUAAAAAAAAACAUUUCAAAAGAGCUGUCUGUGAACAUUGAGAAUAUAACAGAGUUUAACACUUUGAGCUGCAGGUGUGAGGGGAACCCAGAACCAUGUGGAAUCGACAUCAAACCAGGAUACCCUCCAGACAUUCCACAAAAUCUCACCUGUGUUCAAAAUAUGAAUUCUCACAAUGUCAGUUGCAUUUGGACAACAGGAAGAGGUACCAUAAUCGACACCACAUGUCAGUUAAGGGUUCAUGGUGACCUGCACCUUGGCUAUAGGAGUAUUAUGAACUCUACAGGAUUUUGUCACUCCACGUUCCCCAUCAAAAGCUCAGUAAUGUCACAGCUCGUCGUGUGGCUCAAUGUCUCUAAUACCCUGGGCAUAAAAACCUCAGGUCCUCACACCAUCAACCUCAUAAAUAUAGUAAAACCCUCAAUGCCUGAAAUCCUUAAUGUGAGCUGCUCCUCCCGAUGGUGCAGCCUACACAUAGACAAUCACAGCAUGAACUUGGUUGAAAUCCAGUACAGUGCUGUAAAUGUGAUCUGGGACACCUUCCAGAAUAAUGAUAAGAGCAGACUGAACAUAUCCUCACUGCAUCCGGAUACCAUGUACAAUUUCCAGAUUAGGAGGAAAAUAAACCAUACAGUAGGACUGUGGAGUGACUGGAGUCAACCAAAGCGAAAAAAAACAAAAGAAGAAGCUCCUGAUAAGGCGCUUGAUGUAUGGUACCUCCAAGAACUGAAACCCCCAGAAUCUAAAAGCAAGUGUUUCCGCAUAUUUUGGAAGGAACUGAAUAUAUCAGAUGCCAAGGGGAAAAUUCAGAGGUAUAAUAUAAGUGUCCUGGAGCAAAAGGGAAAGAGUAACUCUAUCAUUGCAGUUCCACCCAGCAGAAAUCAGAGCAUAUGCUGCUAUAAUUGUUCUGUGUCAGUGUCCGCAGUUAACUCAGAGGGUCAAUCUCCUGUCAAAAUCAUUCAGCUGCGUCUUCCAGGUCUGCAUACAGGUUUACUGUCACACAAGCCAUUGAAUAAUCAUAGCAUUGCCCUCUUCUGGCCCAAGUUUGACAUUGCAGGCACUGAGUAUGUGGUGCAUUGGUAUCCAGUUGGAAACAUAGAGGGGAUUCAGUGGAUCAGAGUGGUGGAUACCACAGCUCACAUUACAGGUCUGCAGCCUCAAGAAUGCUAUCAGGGUGCAGUUACCGCUCUGCGAUCAUCUGGUCCAAAAAUGGCAACCAUUAAAGGCAUCUCCUCAUGGCAAUCAGCUCCAGAACAGGGUCCAGAUCCUGAACUUCACUGGAAGAAGACAGAGAGCUCGGGCGUGGCCUGGUCUGAAAUCCCUCAAAAGAAGAGAAGAGGCUGUUUGAAAAAAUACACUGUCUACUUGAUGGACAACUUGAAGGGAGAUAUUCACAAUUUCAGUGUAGACCAUCCAAAGAGACAGUAUGUCAUCAGUGGUCUGUCACCAAGACAGUGUUACAAUCUGUGGGUCACUGCCUGGACUGAUGCAGGGGAGGGACCCAGAGGAAGUGUUCUCCCAUUCUGCACACCAUUAGACUCUGAGAAAAUGCUGUCCCUCGUGAUCCUGGCUGGUGGAGCUGUACUUUUGGCGUGUCUAAUCCUCCUGUGCAUCUGUCAAUUCUCUUCUGUCCACAGAAGAUUCUUAUGCUGUUGCCAGUGUCUGCUGCCUAUUAUUCCAGAUCCAGCAAACAGCAAAUGUGCAAAGACGUACGCUGAUGACCAGAGUGAAAUUAAAUUCUAUCUAGACCAGUGGGAUUCCAGUGUGAAUGAAGAGCCUGAUAAUGUGGAGGUUGAGGAAGUUCCGUAUCCCUCCAUCUGCACCUACAUCAAAAGUUUCUCUCAGGAGUCCAGCUCCUCUGACGCCACCCAAUUCACCAGGAUCACAGACAUCAUGGAGGACUACAUCUCCACUCAUGGGGCAAUAAGUGGAGGAGAGGAGGAAGAUGAAUAUGAAAAAGGAGAGAGGAGUUUGGAUGAAUUUGAAUUCUUCCCAAGCACUCACAGCCCUUUCCUGGAGCCCCUGGUUUUAACUGGAGGAAAGCUGACACUGGAUGUAGUGAAAAUAGACUGCAGUGAAUUUCUGGAUUGCACAUGAUUCUCAAGAGGCAUUAAAAUUAGACCCGACUGUGACUGUACUAUGGAUGCUGAAAAAUAACCAUGGACAUCCCAAGAAUAAUUUGUCAGUCAGAAGGACAAACUUUUUCGUCUUUCUCAUAUCUGGGCAUCUCAAGCUAAUGUUAGUCCUUUUAAAGUCGUAAUGAAACAGAAGUAGCGACAGAUACUGUGAUGAACAUCCAAAUGAAAUGUAUCAAAUGUAUGGCAGGGACUUGCUUAUUUCUAUCUGUUGUUGAUUGGAUGGAAGUAGAUCUGAAUGCAAGCUUGCAGUUGAUUUUAAGGAAGGGGUUAGUUUAAGUGGAUCACAUGUUUGGAGAAGCCUGGCAUAGAAGUCUGUUGCUUCACCGGAAGAUUGAAUUCUAUUUUAAUAAUAAAAAAAAAAAAAAAAAAAAAAAAAAAAAAAAAAAUGAUGUCAUAAAAAAAAUGCAUGGAUGAAUUAAGAAAUAAGAAAAUGUAUUAAUUUUAAUUUCAUGCCAAUUCUAAAAAGCUUAUAUGGCUGUGUUUGAGGAAUGUGAUAACGGGUGGCAAAUGGUUGAAACAAAAAGGUUUACUUCUCAUAUCCUUUUAAGCACACAUGGCCUGCCUCAGCUACUUAUCUCUGAAAUGCAGAUGAUCUAACACUGGUAACAGCCGAUCAGGAGUAUGGAUACUUAAUGAAUGUAACUUGAAAAGGUUUAAGGCCAUAUUCAACACAGUUGUUCUUUCCACUAAAACACUCAGCAGCUGUCCAACACUAACUUUAACACUGUAACUUUUGAACUCUUUCACAACAAUCAAGAAAAAAAUUGCACAAGUUUCAAUAUCAAGGCAGACUCGGUACUCAUAUCUUCUCUCAAUGCAAGAUGUUUGACAGAAAUACAUUUGUCAUAAUCACAUCUGUUUUUCAUCAGCUUAGCUGAAUACUGUCUUAAUGUAAAGUUUGUAUUUGCAUGUAAACAUGUUAAAUCGGGAAGUCGUGCCUAAUGGUUAGAGUUUGACUCCUAACCCUAAGGUUGUGGGUACCACGACUGAGGUGCCAAUGAGCAAGGCACCGAACCCCCGGGCACUGCAGCAUAAAUGACUGCCCACUGCUCCAGGUGUGUGUGUGUUCACUGCUGUGUGUGUGCACUUUGGAUGGGUUAAAUGCAGAGUACGAAUUCUGAGUAUGGGUCACCAUACUUGGCUGUAUGUCACUUCUCACUCACUUAAAGUCAAAGCAUCAAAAUAAAUAUGUUCUCGGUUUUGGA
Cyprinus carpio (common carp) is the source of this 3720-nucleotide messenger RNA. Its product is annotated as interleukin-12 receptor subunit beta-2-like. The coding region runs from base 180 to 2474 and encodes 764 amino acids. Gene Ontology annotation, molecular function: cytokine receptor activity; cytokine binding. Lineage: Eukaryota; Metazoa; Chordata; Actinopteri; Cypriniformes; Cyprinidae. Gene Ontology annotation, biological process: cytokine-mediated signaling pathway. Gene Ontology annotation, cellular component: membrane; signaling receptor complex; external side of plasma membrane. The transcript is spliced from 16 exons. The record is from RefSeq and is a predicted model, not a curated record.